Messenger RNA from Cicer arietinum (chickpea), 487 nucleotides. The record is from RefSeq and is a predicted model, not a curated record. Lineage: Eukaryota; Viridiplantae; Streptophyta; Magnoliopsida; Fabales; Fabaceae.
CUUGCAAAAUGAAGCACAACACACAUCCUUCCUUCAAUUACAUUCUAGUCACUAAGGCUAAUAUAAUAUUCUCACUCUCUACUCAAUACUUGUAUUUUUCAAUCACCAAUAGUCCAAAUAUGGGAGGAAACAACCAAAGGAAAUCAAAGUCAUCAUCAUUCAAGUCAGUUUUCAACAUUUUCAAAUCUAGCAGCAACAAACAAAGAGGGUAUGAUUAUUAUGAUGAUGAUUGUGCUAAGCAAAGGAACAAAGUUUGGCCUAGUGAUGAAGACAGAGGUAGUUGGGGUGUUGCUGAUCCUACCAUUGACAUGAGAGCUACUGCUUUCAUUGCUCAAUACAAGAAGCGAAUUACUGAAUCUGAAAUUCACUGGCAAGCUCAACCUGACCAGUAGUAGGAACUACCUAGCUUCUAUGUUUCUCCAUUUUUAAUUUGUUUGUACCUCUCUGUUGUAAAUGUAAUUAGUUAUUGAUUAUCAUUUGUGAACCA